Messenger RNA from Durusdinium trenchii, 1761 nucleotides. NCBI's taxonomy places the organism in Eukaryota, Dinophyceae, Suessiales, Symbiodiniaceae. The record is from the annotation of a GenBank genome assembly.
AUGGCGCAACCCUUCUAUGGUGGCCCUGGCGGGCCGCAGCCAGGCUACAUGGGUGGAAUGGGAGCUCCACAAGGAAUGCCUGGAGGCCCACCUGCACAGACCUUUAUGCAGGGCGGAGUGCCACCUGGCCCAUGUGGGGGCCCCAUGGGGCCCAUGGGGCCCUGCGGACCUUGUGGUAUGCCCAGUGGGUGCCCUGGUGGAUGCCCUCAAUCCCAGGCGCCAGGCGGUUGGGGAGCACCACAAGGUGGAGGUUGUGUAGGGCCUGCGAUGGGGGUAAUGCCUGGCCCCACCAUUGACACCUUUGUGGAGGUGUCCCCAGAAAUCCAGCCGGUUUUCCGCAGGGAGCAGGACGGGACGUUUAGCUUGCAGGUUCCCCGGAUCCGCGUUCGGCUCACGACCAAUUGCUCGCCAGCACCUCCCAUGGAACCUGGCUUAGCGCCCUUCAAGCCCUACGAGGAGUUCUGGGUGGACAUGCCGGAAGUGUCCUGGGUUGUGUUCAAUCCGUGGGCAGGCACACCGCCAGGUGGAACAGUGGCAGCACAGACACGAAAACGUGGAGCAGUCCUGGAGGUGUCGCCACAAGUAACUCUCAACGCCAAGCUGAAGGCUGCACCAAUUGACGACCCCGCAGCAGGCCUGGAAGAACGCCUGGGUGCUGCAGUGGCACGCAUCGAGGGUGCGCGGGGAAGCACUGCUGCACUCAAGGUGCAAAGUGCCCGAACGUUUAGUGGCCGUGGAAAGCCUGAACUGCAUGCUUCUCGGCUUGUGAUUGAUGAAGGCCUUCUACUUUCUGUACGUCAGACUGCAGAUCUUCCAGAAGAGCUUGGUGCUCCACUUCCUUCUGCGACCAGCUCAGCAGAGGAGCUGGCCAGGGUGUCACGGUCUGUGACGCAUCACUGCAACUUGGUGACGCCAGAUCCACCCUUCAAGAAGAAACGCAAUGAGAGGUUGUUGCCCGUGGAGGGUCGUUUAUCCUCUGUCUCUGAACUCUUCCUGUUGAACUCCUCAGAGCAGCCAUACCGGGUGCGACAUGAAGUUGAUAACCUGGCAGAACUUGAGGAUGAACUCCGAAAGCCACGAGUCUUGUCUGCCGAAGCUCCAAAGACUGCAUCUCCAGAGGUCGGGGUGGAUCUCGAAGAAGAUGAGCCUGAGAGGGCCAUGGAAGAUUUACGCUUCCGGCCACGCCCUGCAACGGCAGAAGUCACCUUUGAUUUGCCUGAUGUGUUGCCGGAUUUGGGGCAUGUAGCGCACAUCACUUGGAGUGAGGGUGGUGAGACUGAACGCCCUGCUUGGGAUGUGGCCCCUGCCGAGCUGGCUCGGCGUGCCUCCACAGCCAAGCCAAGGGAGGCGCCUGCGGCGCCGAAGGUGAAGCGACAGCCACCGCCACCACCCAAACAACCCGUGACAGUGGCACCAGCUCCAGCUGCACCAUCCACUUCAUCUACUUCAGCGCCAGCUGCAGUACCGACACCGGUGACUGAGAAACCAAAAGCACAGCCACCUCCAGCUCCGGUGGCAAAGGGCAAAGGCAAGGACAAGGGAAAAGGAAAGGAAGGAAAGGGCAAAGGUGGCAAAGGCCCACCACCACCUCCACCAGCUAAGAAGGCUGGCGGCACUGCUCCCCCUGCCAAGGCUCCAGCCAUGAAAGCUGAAGGAGUUGGCAAGGCGGCCAUGUUUGCAGAUAUCCGUGCCGGAGCGAAGCUUCGCAAAGUGGCACCUCCAAAGGAGCGAAGCGGAGCGGCCAUUGGACGAGUCGUAUGA